This is a messenger RNA of Corylus avellana, 1815 nucleotides long. Its product is annotated as G2/mitotic-specific cyclin-2. NCBI's taxonomy places the organism in Eukaryota, Viridiplantae, Streptophyta, Magnoliopsida, Fagales, Betulaceae. The record is from RefSeq and is a predicted model, not a curated record.
UUUUUCCCUUUAUUUCUGCUUCUUCACACAUACAUAUUUCGUCUCUGUCUUGUGAUUAAACGCUGAAGCUGAGGGACACAAGGAACUUCGUUGUUGAAGAUUGGUGGGUUUGUUUCAUUUUCAAAAUUUGUUUGUUAAUCUCGAAGGUGAUUAAAAUGGAUGCAUCAAAGGAGAACUAUCCAACCCUCAUUCGGCCCUCAUAUUUUCGAGAAAGUCCAAGAAUGGAGGGUGCCAAGUUUGUGAAGGAAGUGGGACACAAUCGUCGACAAGCUCUAAGCGGCAUUGAUCAGAAUGUUUUUGGAGCUACCUUAAAUUCUCAUAUACCCAAUAAAGCAGAGUUUGACAGGAAGUUUGCAGAACAAACGGUCCAGCACUGCCUUGGAGACCUCUCUGAAACUAAGAAACUAGCCUCAUUGGCUCUGAACCCAAAUACCCUUGAAGAUAGUAUAGUCAUUGAUGUGGAGGAGUAUGAUGAUGAUGCUAGUGAUGAUGGGGUUCCAAUGUUUGUGAAGCACACUGAAGCCAUGCUAGAUGAAGUUGAUCGAAUGGAAGAGGAUGAAAUGGAAUAUGAAGAGGACCUGGUUAUUGAUAUUGACAGCAGCGAUUUGAAAGAUCCACUUGCAGUUGUUGAGUAUAUAGAUGACAUAAUUGCUUACUAUAGGAAAAAUGAGAAUUCUAGCUGUGUUUCUCCAAAUUACAUGGCCCUUCAAUUUGACAUCAACGAGAAAAUGAGGGCUAUCCUUAUUGACUGGCUUAUUGAGGUUCACUACAAAUUUCAGCUUAUGGAGGAGACAUUAUUCCUCACUGUCAACCUUGUAGACAGGUUCUUAGAGCGCCAAACAGUUCCCAGAAAGAGGCUUCAAUUGGUUGGGGUGACAGCCAUGCUAUUGGCCUGCAAGUAUGAGGAGGUUGCUGUCCCUGUGGUGGAGGAUCUUGUUCUGAUAUCAGAUCAGGCAUAUUCAAGAGAAGAAGUUCUUGAUAUGGAGAGGCUAAUGGUGAACACCUUACAAUUUGAUUUCUCGGUGCCUACCCCAUAUGUGUUUAUGAGAAGAUUCCUCAAGGCAGCUCAAUCAGACAAAAAGCUUGAGAUUCUAUCCUUCUUCAUCAUUGAGCUAUGCCUGGUGGAGUACCAAAUGCUCAAGUUCCCACCAUCUCUGCUAGCUGCUGCAGCAAUUUACACUGCUCAAUGUAGUCUUUACCUCCCCUCCAUCAAGCAAUGGAGUAAAACUAGCGAGUGGUAUUCUAACUACUCUGAAGAUCAGCUUCUAGAAUGCUCAAAACUGAUGGUUACUUUCCAUCAGAAGGCUGAAACUGGGAAACUUAAUGCUGUUCAUAGGAAGUACAGCUCAUGGAAGUUUGAUUAUGCAGCAAAAGUUGAACCAGCUCGAUUUCUCCUAAAUGUUUGACAGAGCUGAAAGGAGAUCAAAAGUUAGUAUCUUUGUGUGUAGCAACAGAAGUUGCCUCGAGGAAGUCAAGCUUGUCAUGGCUAAAACCCAUAUGGGUGUUGGUGGAUUUCUGUUGUUGUCAACUCUUAAACUCUAUUUCUAUUCUUUAGAUUUGGUCCUUUUGGAUUGGGUAUCUUUAAAUGCCACUGAUCAAUGCCUAGAUCUGUUUCAUUGUGGUAUUUUUCUCUUCAAAGUUGAUGAUCAUAUGUAACAACAAACAUGUAUAUUUGCUAAGUGAAAAAAAAAAAAAAAAAAACUUCACUUAUCCCUAUAAAUUUAUGCGCCUUUUGCAAGCACUCUUCUAAUAUUCAAAGUCUCUCACUUUGGUGUAUCGAACUUUGAUUUCCUUUCACUUUUCCCCUUCCGUUGG